CCAUCAAGGAUGCUGUAAUUCCACAACCUCGAUCACAGGACAAGUUGUCUCUUUUUGAAUAUCGGACGGCGAGACGAACAUGGCCCUGGUGGAGGCUGGUCAAAAAUCUUUGAUUUUCGCAGAUUUUUAAUUAAUGCACUCGUGUCUCGUUUAUCAGGAAUUUUAUACUUCCUAGUCUUUGGUAAGCGAGUUUCAAUUUAAUUAUUAGGGUCUGGAUUUUAUCGUGAUCGAUGGAAAUAGAACUUUUUAGUGAAGACUGGACCUUGAAGGCUUUAGGUCGUGAUGGCUCUAACGUAUAUUGAUAUUUUAAAGCGAAUAUCUUUCGCAUUAAAUAAUUACAUUUUUCAGUUUUGCCUGAAACCAAAGCAAGUCAUAUGUUUGGAAGCUUUGUUAAAGGGGAAUGAUGUGGUGGCAGUUCUGCCUACUGGAUUUGGAGAAUCAAUUAUUUUUCAUUUACUUGCUGAUCUCUUCCCAGUUAAAAAUGAAAAGAAUAUUGUUUUGGUCAUCAGCCCUUUAACUUCCAUUAUAAAUGAUCAGGUGAAAUACUUGAAUGGGAUUGGUUUUUCUGCUGCUGUAUUGAACUUGGAACAGAGGAAGUUUGAGGCAGAUGAGAGCUUGUUUGGAAGUAAUGAUGCAGUGGAGGACGACCAUGAUGGUACAAAUAUUACAAUUGAUUGUGGUAUUAAAAACGGAGAUAUUAAGAUUUUAUUUGCCCAUCCAGAAUCCUUUUUAUCUGAUCAAGGGCGUUCAAUUUUAAAGAGCAAAAUUUAUCAACAAAAUGUGGUAGCUUGCGUGGUUGAUGAAGCGCAUUGUGUUGAAAUGUGGGGUGCUGAAUUUCGUGAAGAUUUUGGAAAAUUAUGCACACUGAAAGCUCUUUUUCCAAGCACACCCAUGAUUGCUUUGACAGCAACUGCACCCCCAAGCAAAAUAAAAAAUUUAAAAGAGAAACUAUGUUUCAGUCCUUAUUGUAAAAGGUUGUUGUUGCAAAUCCAAAUAGAAAAAAUAUAUUUUUAA
Hydractinia symbiolongicarpus is the source of this 1014-nucleotide messenger RNA. RefSeq names its product ATP-dependent DNA helicase RecQ-like. NCBI's taxonomy places the organism in Eukaryota, Metazoa, Cnidaria, Hydrozoa, Anthoathecata, Hydractiniidae. Gene Ontology annotation, molecular function: four-way junction helicase activity; 3'-5' DNA helicase activity; ATP binding. Gene Ontology annotation, cellular component: chromosome; nucleoplasm; nucleus. Gene Ontology annotation, biological process: double-strand break repair via homologous recombination; telomere maintenance. The coding region runs from base 283 to 1014 and encodes 243 amino acids. The transcript is spliced from 2 exons. The record is from RefSeq and is a predicted model, not a curated record.